Myotis brandtii (Brandt's bat) is the source of this 902-nucleotide messenger RNA. RefSeq names its product chromosome unknown open reading frame, human C10orf10 (gene DEPP1). The coding region runs from base 255 to 869 and encodes 204 amino acids. Gene Ontology annotation, biological process: regulation of autophagy. Lineage: Eukaryota; Metazoa; Chordata; Mammalia; Chiroptera; Vespertilionidae. The transcript has 2 exons. The record is from RefSeq and is a predicted model, not a curated record. Gene Ontology annotation, cellular component: mitochondrion.
CGAAGGGGCCUCUGGGUUUGCCAGACAGUCGAGGAGGGUUCUGCUCUGGACAGUGGCACAUUGGACAGAGGGUGGCACACUGUCCUUACCCUCAUCCCGACCAUCUGUCACCGGACACAGGGGUCCGACCGCUGGGCCUGCAUCCGCUGCCCCCAACUUCGUGGGGCUUCCCGAGCCUGGCCUUGCUCCUCCGCAUCCCUGCUACCCCCAGGGCCCCUCGGCCACAGGUGGCUGCUUCCCAGCCGUCGGCAGCCAUGAGGUCCCGGCUUCUGCUUUCUGUGGCCCGUCUGCCCACAAUCCGGGAGAGCUGGGAGGAGGUGCUGCCUGGGGGGCCCAGGCAGGACCCCCUGGCUUCCCCGAGCCUGGAUGACUACAGGAGGUCCAUUUGUCAGCUGGCGCAGCCCACCUCAGCGCUGACCAAGGCUGCAGCCAGGGCCCGGCCCAGCAGACGCCCCUGGCAAGCCCGGGCCGGUGAGAAGAGCGGCUCCCCCGGGUCCCUCCAGGACUUCACCACUCACUUCAGCGGCCAGCAGCCCCCAAACACUGCUGACCCCCUGGGCUGGCUCUUUGGCGAGUCCCAGGAAAAGCAGCCACGACGCAGGGACCUGCCAAGGAGGACUGGUCCCUCUGCGGACCCCUGGGGUCCUCACAGAGAGAUGGAGAGCAGCAAGGCCGGGGGGUGCCCCAGAGGGAAGCUCUAUGAUGCCAGGGCACCGGGGCGCUGUCCGGUGGGACCGUUAAGGGACUGGCACCAGGGCUCCCGUGCUUCCCGGCAACCCAUCCGGGCCGCAGCCUCCCCGCCAAGCUCGCGCCCCAGCAGCAUUCUCAGAACUCUCUAUUUGCACCUCCCGGUGAUCCAUGAACUCUGACCCCUCCCCAAUAAAGGCUUCUGUACAGAGCAA